Suillus subaureus is the source of this 227-nucleotide messenger RNA. RefSeq names its product kinase-like domain-containing protein. The transcript is spliced from 2 exons. Gene Ontology annotation, molecular function: ATP binding; cAMP-dependent protein kinase activity. The annotation marks the transcript as partial. The record is from RefSeq and is a predicted model, not a curated record. Gene Ontology annotation, cellular component: nucleus; cAMP-dependent protein kinase complex. NCBI's taxonomy places the organism in Eukaryota, Fungi, Basidiomycota, Agaricomycetes, Boletales, Suillaceae. Gene Ontology annotation, biological process: peptidyl-serine phosphorylation.
CGAGGCCCAAAAGCAUCUUACCGGCUCACCGACUUCAUAAUACAACGGACCCUUGGGACGGGCUCCUUUGGUAGAGUACAUUUAGUCAGGAGCAAACACAAUCUCCGUUUUUACGCCAUCAAAGUGUUGAACAAAGAGAAGAUUGUUCGGACGAAACAAGUCGAGCAUACCAACAACGAGAAGAUGAUGCUUGAAGCAGUUCAACAUCCCUUCAUCGUCAAUCUUUG